AACAGGAAAAUGGUCUGAGGUCCCCUAUGUUCAGGCCUUUUGGGCGUUGCGCUCUCGCCCCACCCUGUGCACCACGUGUGCUCCUAGCCAAAUCCUACUCACCAUGGCCCCCCCCGACUCCACCCUCCCGGGCCAAGCCAACUUCUCCCGUCUCUGAGUCCUCUGCUUUCUCUGUUCCCCCAGAAGAUCUGGUGGCCCCCGCUCCCUAUACCUCUCCCACGGGCCCCACCCCUUCCUCUCCGGUUCCUGCCCCCUCCUCCCCCACUUCGGCUCCUCUGAGUCCAGCAGCUCCCUCCCCAACUUCGGCUCCUCUGAGUCCAGUAGCUCCCUCCCCCACUUCAGCUCCUCUGAGUCCAGCAGCUCCCUCCCCCACCUCUGCCCCUGUAGCUGCCCCGACAACACCUCCCCACACUUCCUCAGUUGAUACACAACCGACUGAAACUAUACACUCCCCUCCUACUCCCAUUCUCUAUCCUCCAUUACCGACCUUGACACCCUCCCCAUCACCAGUUAGCUCACACACACGGUCCCACGGACAGUCAUCCCGAAAUUCUUUUCCCUGUGCCCCGGCUCCCCUACUCCCUCUGAGACAGGUAGCCGGAGCCAAGGGCUUGGCACAGGUCCACGUCCCUUUCUCCCUUCCCGACCUGUCUCAAAUCGAGGCCAAGCUUGGGUCAUUCUCAUCCAACCCUACCCAUUACAUCAAACAGUUCACCCAACUGACCUGCUCAUACGCCUUAACCUGGAAAGAUAUCUAUGUAGUCUUACGUUCCACUACUACCCUAGAAGAGCGACAAGCCAUCUGGACGGCUGCUAGAGCCCAGGCUGACCAGAGACACUUUGCUAAUCCCUCCCCCAAACGCCCCCCAGGGGCCGAGGCAGUCCCAGACACAGACCCUGACUGGGACUAUCAAGAGACUGGGGGAGGCGAACUCAGGGUCAGAUAUAUGGUAGAGUGCCUCCUAGAUGGCAUGGAAGCCACUUCUAAUAAAGUGGUCAACUUCCUCAAGCUGGAUGAGAUCCCCCAGGGCCCUGACGAAAACCCCGCUAUGUUCUGGAAUAGGCUGACAGAGGCCUUAUCCAGUAUACCAGAUUGGCCCCAGACUCCCCAUCCGGAGCAGUCACCCUGGCCAGUCCUCAUACACCUAAAAGACCCCACCUGUUUUCUGGCUCAGCCCCAGUUUCCCCUGUCCCAGUCCAACCUUCGAGGACUUAAGCCAAUCAUUGACCGCCUCCUGGGACAGGGCCUACUGGUCCCCACCCAUGUAACACCCCCAUCCUUCCGGUCCGUAAGGCCUCAGGGACCUACUGACUAG
This is a messenger RNA of Odocoileus virginianus texanus, 1316 nucleotides long. NCBI's taxonomy places the organism in Eukaryota, Metazoa, Chordata, Mammalia, Artiodactyla, Cervidae. The record is from RefSeq and is a predicted model, not a curated record.